AUGCCGCAUCAAGAAACAAGGAAUGAAAAUAUUGUUCAUAUGUUUGGCCACAAAAAUUGCCUGAAAGAAAAAGGAGGAUAUACCUCCGGGAUUGUGCGGUUGGCUUUGCAGGCCCAGAAGUCUGGCUCAGGAAAGGACACUCAGGCUGCCGAAGACCUGCUGCUGCUCAGUAAGCCUCUGACGGACCUCAUCAGCCUGCUCGUUCCACUGCUUCCUAAUGAAGAUCCUGAGAUUUUUGAUGUUUCAUCCAAGUGUCUGUCUAUACUGGUUUGGCUCUGUGGAGGGGAAAACCCAGGCAGCCUCUCUCCUGAAAAUGUGGAAAUUUUUGCUCAUUUACGGACAUCCAAGGAGGACCCAAAGGAGCAGAAGCUUCUGUUAAGGACUCUCAGGAGAAUGGUCACCUCCAAUGAGAAGCACUUGGAGAGCCUCAAGAACGCGGACAGCCUCCUGCAGGCACUGGAGCGGAUGGCCCCCAGGCGUGGUUCACUUCCCGACAGCAUGGAGGCUCCCUUGGCCCUGGAAAUCCUCCAAGCUGUUGGACGCUAGGCGAGAGAGCACCGAGCAGGAGCCCACCCAGCAGGAGCUCCCCCAGCAGGAGCCCCCCUCCUGUGGCCCCAGCCCUCGGAUGCACAAGUGAGGUCGGCUCCCAGACACUUUUGCCGCAUCCCUCCACAGCUGUAUUUGAACCUAAUAAAAGUCAGCUGAACCC
Messenger RNA from Sapajus apella (tufted capuchin), 709 nucleotides. RefSeq names its product serine/threonine-protein kinase ULK4-like. The coding region runs from base 1 to 546 and encodes 181 amino acids. The transcript has 2 exons. NCBI's taxonomy places the organism in Eukaryota, Metazoa, Chordata, Mammalia, Primates, Cebidae. The record is from RefSeq and is a predicted model, not a curated record.